Messenger RNA from Penicillium malachiteum, 1914 nucleotides. RefSeq lists its product as uncharacterized. The coding region runs from base 1 to 1914 and encodes 637 amino acids. The transcript has a single exon. NCBI's taxonomy places the organism in Eukaryota, Fungi, Ascomycota, Eurotiomycetes, Eurotiales, Aspergillaceae. The record is from RefSeq and is a predicted model, not a curated record.
AUGUGGGCUUACAUUCUGCUUCUCGUGCUAACGAGCAUGUCUCUCGCCUUUCCGACCGACUUCGCUGUUAAACGCCCCACUUUCGGCCUGCCCGCUUCCAAUUUGGGCAGUUUUUUGGAUGUGGCUGGUGAAGCUUUUGACCUGGUUGACACAGCCCUCGGCAGCAGUGCUCAUGCCUCGAUGGACAUCCCUGCUGGUCUAAGCCCCCAGGGUGCGGCUGCGCUGGGAGGUAGUGCUCUCGGAUGCAGCGCCAGCAUCAUCGACGUUGGCGCCCGCGAGGAACUUAGAUCCUGGCUGGCUAGCCAGACUGGCAUCACCGGUUCCCUGAAACCCUUGCUCCAGUCCUGGUGUGAGAGCGAAGGCUCCACAACGCUGGGUACCGAUGUUGUGGCUGCUCUAUCCGUCCACAUCCCUACCUGUGCUCAUAUUGCCGCUAAAGGAUUGUUGUACAUCACCGUCGACGGCAUUUUCCCCGCUGGCGAGCAUCAGGAAGCUUCAGUCCUAGAUACAUCUGACCAAGAGUCCCUGUCCGCAUUUCUAUCUGCUUAUGACAGCCUUGGCGCUGAUAUCCAUGCUGGGCUCAGCGUCUGCGCAGCUGGUGGUGCCGCUAUCAGCUUGGAUGCUCAUUUCAAGGCCUCCCUUCUCGCUUGGACUCAGGCCUCUAACUGCCCACUCAGUGCUAAUCUGCAGCGGUCCGUCCUUGCUUGGUGUCAGGGUAGCCGUGGCGGAGAUCUCACUACGAUCAGCUCCUCCACUGACUCCACUCUAAUUACUUUCUCAGUUGGGGCUUCGGUUGGGGCUUUCGUCGAGGAGGGUGGCCCCCUUUCCGCCCACGCUCAGGCCGCUCUGAAGAACUUUCUUGAUACCAGGCUGGCGACCGAUAUCGACGCUAGUGUCCUGGCUGGGCUGACUGCUUGCGCGGCUGGAAGCUAUGCUACUUCCAUCGAUGUUGAUAUCCGUACCGCAGUCGCUGCCUGGCUCUCCAGCUCCCGCUGCUCUCUGGGCGUCGAGCUGAAGGCUAUUGUCUUUCUUUGGCUAUCCCGAGCUACUUCUGCUGAAAUGCCUCUCAGCCAUCUCAGCGGCCCGGCGGCUGAUCUUGCCGGCCUACCCACCGAGGAUACCGUGGGAUCUCUCAGUACCAUUCUCCGCGCAGCACUAGGUCUCGUACGCGCCGGUGGGAGCCUGUCAUUUCUGUCCUGGGAGACUCGCGCUGAGCUGGCUGCUUUUCUAAGUGGCUGCACCACCAUCGAUAUUGGCGCCAGCUUACAGCUCAUCCUAAUUGAAUGGUUCACUGGCUGCAGUAUCCUCGACGCUUCGUCUCCGUCCCUCUUCGUCUCCGGCUUGCCAUCUUCUACAUUAAACAUCGCCAGCACCAACACUACCAUGAGCGCUGUUGCCACUCCCUCUGUGCCCGCACAAUGUGGUUCUUUUAUAUCAUGUCUUACACCUUCCAGGUCUUUAACUACCGGUCCUGCUCUUUCAAUUCCUCCCUCUGGUGGCCUCACUCCCUCGAAUCAUGCUGGUGGCGUCACAAGUACCUCAAUCACUCCUAGCCAGCCCGCUAUUACACCAUAUAGCAUUCCGUUCAUCAUCACCAAUGACAUUAGUGUUUCCAAUACAGCUUCCCCUGGAGCUGAAAUUACCGACACACAAUCCUUGUCUACAACAGUGGACAGUCCUCUGCCGGACAAUAUAUCUGGUUUGGGGUCGGGGUCGGGAUUAGGCUCAGAAUCAUGCUCAGGAUCGUCGACAUUGUUCUAUACCACAUAUACUCCAGCUCCAACUCAGUCUCCUCUAUUCCCUGUUGGCGGCUUCGCCUCCGACUAUAUCACCACUACCAUUACCGUUACGAAGACAGUCUGCGAGUGCGAGGGAACAAAUUCUCCUACACCAUUUCAAAACGUCUACACUUAA